AUGACUGAUAUAGAAUUCAAUCUACUGGGAUCCCCAACAAAACGGAGAGGAGGAUUCAAAAAGAAACGAAACACGGUCAACUCCCAACUUGAUAUUUUACAAGAAUCAAAUGAAGAUAUAGCAAAACAAUAUAAAAAAUUCACAAAUGCUCCAAAAUUUAAUUUAAAUAGUGAAGAAGUUUAUUGUAUAUGUCGUGAACCAGAUGAAGGAGAUAUAAUGGUAGCAUGUGAUGGAUGUGAAGAAUGGUUUCAUAUGAAAUGUAUGAAUGUUAAUCCUGAUGUAUCAAAUUUAAUAUCAAAAUUUUAUUGUAAAUUUUGUAAUUGGAAAGGUAUUGGAGUUACGUUAUGGAAAAGAAAAUGUAGAUUGGACGGGUGUUUGGAACCUAUAAUGGAUAAUUCAAAAUAUUGUAGUAAAGAGCAUGGAGAAGAAUAUAUGAAAAGAUUAUUUUAUGAAACCAAUAUUGAUACAGGUAUAAUUAAAAAAGUAUUAAAUUAUGUUGAUAAUGGAGAAAAAUUACAUCAAUUAGGCUCUGAAUUUCCUGAACUUGAAGAAGUUAAAGCAUUCAAGAGUAAUGGCAAUAUGAAUCAAUUUCCUAAAGAUACUCAAGAUGAAUUGACAAUGUUGGAAAAUAAAAUUAAAAUAACUAAUGAAAGAAUACAAAAUCAAGAAACAAAAUUACAAACUUUACAAAAAUUAAAAGAGAGUACUAAAUCAAUAAAUGAAAAACUUUCGGAAAUAAUUUAUCCUGAAGAGAAUCAAAAGAAGAAAAAACAUAAAAAAAUCGAAUUAUGUAUGUGUGAUAAAUCUGAAAAUAAUAUGGUUAUUCGAAUUGGUUCUUCUGACGACUUGAUGGAAAAAUUAAGUAACAAACUACAAAAGAUUCGUGAGAAUGACGAGAAGGAAGAGGAUGAAGGCGAAGAUGAGAAUGAAGAUGAAGAUGCAAUGGAGACGGAUGAUUUACAGGAUGAAGAUAUUGAAGAUCCUGAUUGGUUUCAUAAUGUAUGCAUAAAAGAGAAAAAAAAAUGUCAUCGACAUUCUGGUUGGUUUAAUCUUUAUUAUGAUGAAGUUAUAAAAGCACUAGAUCAAUUACUUGUUAAAAAAGAUCAAUUACAAAUUGAAAAAAAUAAUGUUUUACGAAAUUAUUCUGUAUCUAUAUAUGAAAAUCAAUAG
Molecule: messenger RNA, 1170 nt
Organism: Lodderomyces pseudojiufengensis
Lineage: Eukaryota; Fungi; Ascomycota; Pichiomycetes; Serinales; Debaryomycetaceae
Gene: SPP1
Product: Spp1p
Exons: 1
Coding region: 1-1170 (389 amino acids)
Biological process (GO): positive regulation of DNA-templated transcription
Cellular component (GO): Set1C/COMPASS complex
Source: RefSeq, a predicted model, not a curated record